This is a messenger RNA of Cladocopium goreaui, 1542 nucleotides long. The record is from the annotation of a GenBank genome assembly. NCBI's taxonomy places the organism in Eukaryota, Dinophyceae, Suessiales, Symbiodiniaceae.
AUGGGAGGUGGCCGCAACCCCCAUCGUGAAGAGCAAGUGAAGGGUCUGAACGUUGUCGCUUUGGCCCAUGGUAAAGCAGCUAUCCGUGAAAACGCGGGCCGCCCUCUGGUUAGGGACUUGGUCGCGGAGCUCUUGCGCCUGGAACUGACUGCCGCGCAGCGGGACAAAGUUUCCCAGCUCUCAGCCUCAUACGAGGCAAGCUUCGGGGAAGCGGGCGAGGGCCCCCAACCCGAAGCCAACGAGGACGCCGGCAGGGCAUGGAAGUUUUCGGCCGUGCAGCUGACCUACAACUCCUCUUCCGAGGAGUUUGGUGCACAGGACCUUGACGUCCUUCGCCGGCUGUUUGACCGCUUUGUGGUCUUCCUUGGCGGCCUUUCCGAAACGCUUGGCGCACAAGGUGUGUCGGCGACCAUGGAACGCGCCUCCCCCUUGCAGGUGCAUUUGCACGCCUACUUGCACCUCAAGAAGCCCUUCCAACGGCGUGGCGCCGACGCCCUGCGCCCCUUUGCCUUUGAAGGCAUCCGGCCCCACCUGGAACCUAACCGGGCUUCAGGCAAAGCCUUUGCAGGAGCCAUCCGCCUCGGCCAUUUCUACGUGGUGGCGGACAAGGUCGGCUCCUUGUUUCUUAGGCUGCACAAGUAUGGGCCCAUUUUUUUCCCUCAACGCCACUUUGCCGAGUGUGUGCGGCUGUGGCCUCCGAGGUUUAACUACACCACGUACCCCCCCUUCCAAGCUUAUGCUGUGGAAGGGUGGUGGCUGGACAACCUCCUCAAAGGCGGGAAAUUGACCCGACAAACUUACCUGACCUUGGCUGCCCAGGUCACGGUAGGGUUCCAGAAGAGGUUGGGGGACUGCAAGGCAGCGGAAAGGUACUUGCGAGAAGAGGCGGUGCGCGAGGCUGUCCGUGCGGCGGGACAAGCCCUGGCGCCGACCAAGCUGCCAAUGAAAGUUUUCCCCGAAGUGGAGGACUUUAUUGGACGUCACGAUGGGUCGCCUCAGUUUCGCCGCCCAGUGCUGGCCAUUGUGGGUGGGACGCGGCUUGGCAAAUCAAUGCUUGCCGCCAACAUCCUAGACCGCAUUGCCUGCCGGCUCGGGCUGCCUGGGUUUUUGGAGGUGACAGUCGAGGAGAGUGAGCAGAUGGACUUAGCCGAGUUUGACCGCCGCGAACAUGCGGGCGUCAUUCUUGACGGAGUUUCUGAUGCUUACUUUUUGAAAAGACACCGUGAGGCUUUGCAGGGGCGGCCGAAGGCGCUAAAGAGCGCAAAAUCAGCCACGAAUGUGUACGCAUACACGUACUCCUUUUGUGGCCGGGCUGUUGUUGCCACUUUGGACCUCUCUGCCGAGAAUUUAGAGGCUUUUGAUGAGGACCACUGGCUGCGCAACCGUGACAAUGUCAUUUAUCUGAAGCUGCAAGAGCCUGCUUAUAUCCUUGAUAAUGCUGUUGCCGCUGCUGCUCCGGCUGUCUCUUCUCCUGUCCCAGCGCGCGAGAACAAGCGACGGUGGAUUGCAUCGCCGGGCAAUGACGAAAACAUUUUUCAUUGA